Molecule: messenger RNA, 2130 nt
Organism: Lithohypha guttulata
Lineage: Eukaryota; Fungi; Ascomycota; Eurotiomycetes; Chaetothyriales; Trichomeriaceae
Gene: EDC3
Product: enhancer of mRNA decapping
Exons: 2
Coding region: 1-2130 (709 amino acids)
Biological process (GO): P-body assembly; deadenylation-independent decapping of nuclear-transcribed mRNA
Cellular component (GO): P-body
Molecular function (GO): mRNA binding
Source: RefSeq, a predicted model, not a curated record
AUGGCCGCCGAAUUUAUUGGCUAUUCGAUCCUGGUUACUUUGCGCAGUCCGCCUGGCUUCCAGCUGGACGGAGUUGUGUCAGAUGUGAUUAAUCAGAAGUUAUACCUUCGUGACGUAACUGUCCGCAGUACAGGUCAACGAUUGACCUCUUAUGCGCUUGAUGCAACUUCUAUCGCCGACCUCGAAAUAGCCCCUGCCAAAGACGAUGAAUUGCCCACACCGACUGGCCCUACCCAGCAGCCACUCCUCCAGCAAUCGUCUUUCGUCGAUCCUGCUAUCCUCAGUUUCAACCGAAAUGCACGGCAACCACAGAUCCAACCUACACUUCAGACGUCCACAUCGCCGAUCACGAUAGCAGACAGCGCUGUAAUAAGUCCAGUUCAAGCGCUACCUCAGCGAAAUCUCCGUGGACAAAGUUCUAUAUCUAGUAUAGGCACAGCAAGAAAACAGAGCAGAAGAGAUUCCACUGCGACCGCUACACUCACAGAACCUUUCAGUGCGCUAGAGAUCACUAAGCAACAGCCACCAAACGCAGAGGAUGCGGAAAAGCGAAUAUCGCAGACAGGCCCAGGUAUAAUAGAUCUGAAAGAUGUCCAUCCCGUGCCACAGAAGCAGAGCAAGAAGCAGCCAGGAAAAGGACGCGGUUGGCGGAAUACACCUCUCAUAGAAGAAAAGCCUCGCCCAGGUCGCAGGCAACGAGGUCGAUAUCCUGCUGAGGACCCCAAUGGCUGGGCUACCGAGGACGCUACAGACAUCGCAGAUAUGGGCGAAUUUGAUUUCGAGGGCAACCAUGCGAAAUUUGACAAGAGAAAGGUUUUCGAUGAUAUCAGGAGAGAUGACACUACGGCCGACGAAGAACGUCUAGUCAGCUUCAACAGAAACAACAAGCCGCGUCCAGGCACGAACGGAGGCAAAAACUUGCACUUCACCGAGAAUGUCCUUGAUGUACCGGACACGCAAGAUACAAACAGAUGGAAGUCUGAAGCGGGCGAGACUGAGGAUGAAGUCCCACGGGACGACAACUACAGCAGCGGCAGAAACUCGAGACGAGCGGCAUCGAGACGACCAGUGCAGACACGGAAAGGUAGUGCCAUCCCGAGCCACCUGGAUCGAAAAGAACCCUCUCCUCGCCCAUUGACUCGAAUAGCUACUGGCUCGCCCUUGAACGGUUCUGUAUCGGGCAACAGGGCGUCCUUUCGAAUAGCUUCGAAUAACAAGCCGUGUCAUGCAAUUUCACCACUUCAGAUGCUAGAACUCGAGCAAUUGUGCACAUCGGAGCUUGGGUUAACCGAAGACAUGCUGUGUGAGAAUGCCGGUCGAUCAAUAGCUGAAGCAGUAUUGAAGUCAUCCUCGAUCAUGUCUGCCUCGUUGAUCAAUACCGUCGCGCCACAAGCACAGACAGAGGUCAAGAACGUCCUCUUCCUUCUCGGCAAUCACAAGUCCGCGGCACGCGCUCUGGCAGCGGCUAGACACCUCCGCAACAGACGAGUGAGAGUCACAGUAUGUCUUGUAGGAUUGGAACGUGGCGAAGAACACCUCCUUGAAAUCGUGCGCAAACAGCUUAAGAUCUAUCGAGCAAGUCAAGGAUACGUGGAACGAUGGGACGAUUAUCAAGCAAAGGUCGCGAACGGGGCUGCGAUGACAACGACAAUAGCAUCAAAUAUCAGCGCGAUUCAGCCACCAGAUUUCGUUGUUGACUGUCUGCUUGGUGUACAUCACGCUUUUGAUGAGCUACGGACUGACGAGCAAGCCACCAUAUUCAGCAUGAUUAAGUGGGUCAAUCUGCUGGCUAGCAAAAACCCUGAAGCAGGAAUUGUUGUCCUUUCACUCGACGUCCCUUCAGGAGUGUCCGCGGCCUCGGGUGUUGUAACUGAGGUCGAUGGCACUCCUCUGCUCAUGGCCACUACACACAUCGUUUCUCUGGGUGCACCUAAAGUCGGGUCACUAGCCUACAUGGCUGGGGAGUAUCAAUAUAUGCCUCAAAACGCUGGCAAUAUCAAUCAUGAAGUGGCUGUAUCUGUAGCAGACAUUGGACUGAGUCUGGUGGCGUGGCAGAGGAAUGGAAGUCGACGAAGGCAGGGGGUCGACUUCGGCAAGGACUGGGUAUUGCCUCUUAAGAUCGCAGUAUAG